AAGUGCUGGGUUUACUUGGUCAACCACCAGAAUGACUUUGCUGAGUUGUUUCAUCAUUCAGCUUCUCUGGGCUUUCUGUGCUCAGGGCCAAGAAAUUACAUGUGAUCCCCCAUUAGUGACUAAUGGAACCUUCCAGCCCCAAAAGAGAGUGUUCAGAGAAGAGGAUAUAAUCAGAGUAGACUGUAAUCCUGGAUUUCACUUUGAAACGGACAACAUGGAAAAGACAGCGGAAUGUACAAAGAAUGGCUGGUUACCUAUUCCAAGAUGUAUCUUGAAACUCUGUGACUACCCACAUAUAGCAAAUGGCAGAUUAACUGGCUAUUACAAAAACCACAGCAAAAAGGACUUUCCAGUACGUUUAGGGGUGACAAUUUUCUACAGAUGUCUUGAUGGUUAUGUAUCUAAGAGUGAGAGCACCUGGAAUCUAAUCAGAUGUACUGCAGAUGGCUGGGACCCAAUGCCAAAAUGUCUUAAAAAGUGUUCUCCCAUUUGGUUGUCAAAUGGUAGAUUCCUAAUUCUAUGGCAGAAAUACUACAAAGAAGGUGAUGAAAUUUCGUAUGUGUGUGAUCAUGAAUAUGUCCCCGAAAAUCAGCAAGCAAAAGUUACAUGCACAAAGAAUAACUGGAUGCCCACUCCAAGAUGUAUCUUGAACAGGUUUCAGGGAAAGAUGGGACGGAGUCUCCUCCCAAAAGAGCCAGAAGAUGUUUUCAGUCCCGUCCCAGGAUCACUGACCAGGAUAGAUGAUCAGUCACUUCUAUCUGGAGCUGGUCCAUCUGGUUCACCACACGCAGGAUCAUUAAGGCUGUCAGAAAUAUGUGGAAGGACAGAGGUACCUCAUGGUUAUUUCUAUGAAACAAAGAACAGGUUUGAUUUAAAUGAAAAAGCAACAUAUAGGUGUCAGAUUGGUUACACGACUCCAGAAGGAAAUGAGACAGGGGAGAUACAAUGUCUUGAAGAAGGAUGGAGUCCUUUUCCAGAAUGCAUCAAGACAUGUAGAAUGCCUGCUUUUGAGCAUAUUCAUUUCAACACCAGCAAAAUGGUGUUUUUGCCUGAAGACAUACUGGAAUAUGAAUGUGCAGAUGGAUACCAAACAUUAAAUAAAAUCUCAAGGGGUCACACAAUAUGUAGCAUAAAUGGAUGGACUCCAGAGCCCCAAUGUUUUGCAAUAGAAUGUGAAAUGGUGAUGCUGGCUCAUGGAGAGACUUUUCCCAAGAAGGACAAAUAUCUUAAUGGAGACGUGAUGACAUUUUCCUGUGCAAAACGUUACACCAGAGUAGGACCGGACUCUGCUCAGUGUUAUUAUUUUGGAUGGUCCCCAGCACCUCCGACAUGUCAAGUGGAAAUCAAAGAUUGUGGGCCACCACCCAGCAUUACCAAUGGGAAUAUUAUCAGUGAACUUCAUGAGAAAUAUCAGCAUGGUGACUCAGUGGAAUAUGACUGCAACCUCAGAUUUAAAAUGAUCGGAUCAAAGAAUAUAGAAUGUGUUGAUGGAGAAUGGUCAUCUUCACCCGUUUGCAUUGAAGAGGAAAAACUGUGUGUACCACCCCCCAGUAUUGUCAGAGGGAGUGCUAUCAAUGUAAACCAGAACCAAUAUUUUCAUGGUGAUUCAGUGGAGUACGGCUGUGAAGGAAACCUUGAAAUUGUUGGGACAAAUAUCAUAAAAUGUCUUAGUGGAGAAUGGACAUCUUUACCUUCAUGUGCUGAUCCAUCUGUCAAAUGUGUACUUCCAAGGAAUCUUGAGAAUAUCAGAUUUUUAUCGGUUUACAAUUUUCAGAAGAGUUUCUAUCACAAAGAUGUUGUAAAAUACAGAUGUAAUUCAGAUGUCAAGAAACUUAAACAAACAGUCUGUGAAUAUGGGAAAUGGUCACCCAAGCCAGAAUGCAUUGAGAAUAAAAGAAAAUGCCCACCUCCCCCUCAGCUACCAGGAGCUUCCAAGAUAACAGAGAAAAGAAGCUAUGAGACUGGUGAAAAAAUAGCUUUUACGUGUCUGGAAAAUUUCAAGCUUCAUGGAGUGAAAGAAAUAAUGUGUGAAGAUGGGAAGUGGCAGUCACCACCGCACUGUAUUGAAAAAAAAUCAUGUUUGCAACCAUAUCCUGUAGAAAAUGGUGAGAUUUUAAGUCUAGAAAAUCAAAGCUUAAGAAUGGAGCAACCGGGACCAGUGACUUAUCCGAAUGGUGAAACAUUAAAGUACAUCUGUAAUGCGGGCUUCAUGUUAAGAGGCCCGUCAGAGAUAACUUGUAAUAUGGAAAAAUGGACCUCACCUCCUGCCUGUAUUGAAAUGCCAUGCAGAGAUGCACCGGAUGUCCCCCAUGCUCAGGCUGAAGGUAGCGUAAAGACUAAUUAUGAACCUGGUGAAACAGUGCGCUAUCAGUGCCACCCAGGUUUUGUUGCUGUUGGAUCACAGGAGGUAACAUGUAAAAGAGGGCAGUGGACCCAGCUACCUGAAUGUCAAGAUGUAACAUGCGGAGAUCCACCUGCAGUUGCCAAUGCUGAGAUCAUAAACCAUAGACACAGAAGAUAUUGGCCUGCUGAAAGAGUUCAGUAUCAGUGUCAUGAAGGUUUUGAAAGUCAUGGACCAAAUGAUGUCACCUGUAUAAAUAGGGAAUGGUCACAACCUCCAACUUGCGAAGAUAUGACAUGUGGACCUCCACCUGCAGUUACUAAUGGUCAGAUUCUAGAGUAUGGAAACCAAAGGUAUUUGCCUGGUGAGAGAGUGCGCUAUCGAUGUCAACAAGGGCUGAGCCUCAUUGGGUCACAGACAGUGACGUGUCAGAAGCAAAAAUGGUCAGAACCACCAGAAUGCAGAGAGGCUGGUGGAAAGUGUGGGCCUCCACCAAGAAUUGAUAAUGGAGACAUUGUUUCAUUCCCAUUAAAACAAUAUGUACUAAAUUCAACAGUGGAAUAUAAAUGCAAAAGUUUGCAUAUAUUGAAGGGACCUCAAAGUGUUAGAUGUGACUCUGGACAAUGGACAGACCCACCGGUUUGCUUAGAGCCUUGUACCGUAACCCCGGAGGAUAUGGAGAGGAACAAAAUACAGCUGAGAUGGCCUUAUGAAGAAAAAAUCUAUGUGUUAUCAGGGAUCUUUGUUCAAUUUGUGUGUAAAUGGGGAUAUAAAUUGGAUCCAACAUCUUCUGGACUUAGGGUACAAUGUUUAGAGGGGAGUCUGGAAUACCCUAAAUGUAAACACAGGAAGAAGUAAUCUUUAGUUUAACCACAAUAUUGAUAACUUGUCCACUAAGCCAAGUUUUUUAUUUAUUUAUUUUUAUUGAGGAUGUCUAAGGGUGUAUAAAAUACAAUCAAUACAUGACAUAGUGACUGAACAGAGUCAAAUAUAAUAUUCUCUGAAAUUCUAAUGUAUAAAGUGAGAUUUAUGCCUUGUUCACAAGAUAAAAACUGUUGCUUAAUAUCAAAGUGUUGAAUAUUCCAGUAGAAGUAUGCAAGUUAUUAUUAAGAAAUUAAAAACAUGAGAUCAGAUCCCCAGCUGGGAUAAAUCAGUGUAACUCUGCUAAUUUGGAGAGGUUAUUCUGAUAAUGGUGUUUUAAAUGGAGAAGGAACAGGGAAUCUUGGAUCCUUAAAACAUAUUUUUGGAUUAAAGUGUCCUCUAAUGACAUUAAGAGAUUUUCCUUGGCACCCAACCCUGUGCCAAGAAUUAUUCACAUGAGAGUCUCCCUCCUCAUGCUUCAUGGCACUUUGACUCAAGCCCCAAGAGCAUUUGUUUGUAAAGUUUGUACGUAACAGGCAGGACUGUAGAGAAUUCUACAAUAAGGAAAUUAACAGUUUGUGGUAGAUGAUACUACAGCUGGUUGAACAUCAGAAUGUCCCUUCUGUGGGACAUUCUAGAAUUUUGAUUUUAAAAAAAUCAUUCUGUUUCAGAACAAAAAGUGAAAAUUUCCCACGGAAGGAACGUUCCAAAAAAUUCAGCUGAGAAAUAAUUGAAGCAUUUAUUUUGAAAAUUUCAAAAUGAAAUUCCAUGGCAGAGAGCCCAAGUCUGAGGUUCCUGGUUCAGCCAUGUCUCUUCGGGCUUCCGGAUGCCCUGCCACAGAGCUGCCACUGAGCUAGUUCAGUCACUGAGAAAACCUGGGACUUCCUGCCAUGGAGCCAGGAGUUUGGAAGCUCUCAGGGCUACUAUUAGCUUCAAAAAUAUAUCUUUACAAGUAACUUCUUUACUUUCCAUUUUUUUUCUAGCUGAUUGGUUCCUUCAGAUGAAUGAAAAUAAGCAUCUAACAGUAUCUUUAACCAACAUCUUAUGUUCAAUAUCCAUUAACCAGUUAUUUGUAAUAUUCACAGAUUGUUUCCUGGUUGUUGGUUUUUUUUGGCAUAUUUGCAUGGAUUACAGUUUACAUGUAUGGGUUAUACACGUUUAUUUAUGUCUUUGAUCAAAGAUACAUUUCUACAACUAAUUUCAAGUAAAGCAGGAUGGGCAACUGGGUUUGGAUAAAAUAAGAUCUGAGCCAAAUCUUCACCCCAAACUCAAGCCAACGCCAAACCUUUUUUUGAUGCUUAAAACGUAAUCACAUAUGCUUCUGCACUUCCUAUUUUUGCUAAUAUGCUGAUAGAAGUAGUAUUUCCCACCUGGCCAAUAGGAGGAUGUAUGGGAAAUCUCCCUAGCAACCUUGAUCUUGUACCAGAAUGUUGGUUUUGUUCAGGAAAACAUUCAGACCUUUUUACUUUUGGGGGGAAAAACUGACUUUUGGGAAAAGAAAAUAAUUUAGUAGAUGCAACCACAAUCUAUUUAACAGAAUUAUAUAGAAAUGAUUGUUCCUUUUGGUUAAAGAUUAAACAUGCAUAAUCUUAAUUUUCUUUUUUUAAAUGAAAACAGCGUACAAAACAUUUAGCAAUUAAGAUAACCUGAACAUUCCUGUCUUGUAUAUUUUGUGGCUUAUUAACAGUCCCAUCCUGAAAUAAAUUGACUGGAAACUUUAGGGUAUGAUGAAAAAUGCAAAGAAAGAUGAACCAAGGUCUGCAGAAAACUUGAGCAGUAGUGAGCUACGUGUG
This is a messenger RNA of Chelonia mydas (Green sea turtle), 4995 nucleotides long. Its product is annotated as complement factor H-like. The transcript has 18 exons. NCBI's taxonomy places the organism in Eukaryota, Metazoa, Chordata, Testudines, Cheloniidae. Bases 32 to 3199 code for a protein of 1055 amino acids. The record is from RefSeq and is a predicted model, not a curated record.